Candidula unifasciata is the source of this 1242-nucleotide messenger RNA. Lineage: Eukaryota; Metazoa; Mollusca; Gastropoda; Stylommatophora; Geomitridae. The record is from the annotation of a GenBank genome assembly.
AUGCUGUGUAAAAUGCAAGAAGCACGUCUCUUCAAAUUAACAGUCUGUUUUGCAUUGCUGCUGUUUGUAGGAUACCUCAUAUUCGAUGCAAACCGGACCUCUUGGAGCGCAUUUUCACAAUUACUAGAGACUGUCAAGACUACGAACCAUGCCACUGAUGCUCUGAGCCUGCCCCAAUAUGACAUGGUGACCAAGACAAAAGCACAUACAGACAUCAGGGUGGAAUCUUCUCAGCUUUCGCAACUGGUCUCAGAUGUCUCGAAAAGUAAACCUACUGUUGGCGUUGCAUACAAAGCAACCUCUACUCAGGCUAAUGCUACAGCUGUUAUCAGUAGCGACCAAGUUGGAAGUUGGAAAUCUGCCACGCUUUUAAUACAGGAAAUAACUGAACUGACGAAGGCUCAGUUGGAGUUAAACAAGAAGGCGAAGCCAUUUUUCGUGAAAACACAGUGCGUGCUUAACUCAAAAUCGAAAUACGCUUGUGUUCACCCAAACUGUAGACAGCUGAGCAACAACGUCACGGAAAGAGUCCAAAGUUUGAUGUCUGAGAAAACAGUCUUGUACAAAGAGCAAGAUGACCUACUUAAAUCCAUCUCGCUGAAAAUUCCCGAAAACGACGUCAUUCUUGUGUCCGGUGCCUCAAGCAACCACUACGAUGAAAUGCAGGCUAUGCUGCACUCCCUCCAUAGCAUGGUCUUUCCAGAACUGUCACAGAAAGAAAACUUCUCGCUGGUUCUGUGGGAUAUUGGGUUAACUUCAGAUCAACGACAACAGGUAGAAAAAUGUUGUCUCUGUCAAGUGAUAUCUUUCCCUUUCGAGAAGUUCCCACAGCCCACCAGGGAUUUACACACCUAUAUGUGGAAACCGCUACUUAUCCGGAUGACUCUGUUUCGUGCUAGAAAGUAUGUCGUCUACCAGGACGCAUCCAUCAGAUACAAACAGUUUCCUGGGCCAGUUUAUGAGAAUGGCAUGCAGCAUGGACUUCAACUAAUGAGAGAAAUGGAUGAUUCUACAACUGUUCACAGAACACUCCCAGAGACUUUCGCAUACCUCGGGCAGAAGGUGUGCAGCUUUUAUCCCUACCAAGAACUGGGUGCAAGUUUUGGUGUUUACAAGCAUCACCCGUUUGUACUGAGAGCUGUGACAAAUGUGUGGGCCAGGUGUGCCUUUGAAGAGAAGUGCAUGUCUCCGAGGCCGACAAUGCCUUCCCUCUCCUGUCAUUAUGGACCUUGUCAUAGGUAA